AAACUGUUAUUUCAUUGUUGCUGAUAAAGCGAAAGUUUCGAAAUCGCUGAUGUAUCACUGAUAAAAUUUGCUUAUCCUUGUAUUCGAUCACAUGUAUCUUUAAACUUUACAAACUUCAAUAUGUACAAUACCAGAGAGAAAAUAUAAUCCCUACGAAUAUUAAUAAGCUUGUUUAAAAUAUGUAUCUGAUUUCAGAACGCGGCUGUUACAAGUUAUGCGAUGUGUAAUCUCUGAUAGUGAACGUCCUUUUUUCCAUAUAUUCGUCUCCAAUGGAAAUACGUUCAAGAUGGCGUCGCUCAUUGACAACUAUGAGCAACAAUACGCCGUUUUGACAGCUGACAUUACUGCAAAAAUUGGUAGAAUAAGAACACAAAGCGGCAAUGAGAAAAGGCUGUUCAUUCAAGAUGUGGAUAGGCAGAUCGAAGAGGCUCAAGAACUGCUCGAGCAAAUGGAAUUGGAGGUUCGUGGGGUGAAUGGUGCAGCACGUGAUCGCUUGCGCGGUCGAGUAGAGAGUCAUAGGGCAGAAUUAAAACGAUUGACACAAGAAUUUCAAUCAGCCAAAAAGGCAAAGGACGAAAGUAUUGAAAUAAGCAGGGAAGAUUCAUGGGAGAAUAAUAUUACAGAGGACCAGAAAAAAAGAUUAUUAGAUACCUCAGAACAAAUAGACCGCACAGGUAGAACUUUACAGAAUGGAUAUCGAAUGGUAUUAGAAACAGAAGAAAUUGGUUCUCAAGUAUUGAAGGAACUGCACGAGCAAAGAGAGACAAUUCAAAAAGGAAGAGCAAGGUUACGAGAUACGGAUGCAGAGCUAGGUCGUGGUUCACGUUUACUCUCGGGAAUGAUGUUUAGAAGUCUUCAACAAAGAAUUGUUUUAGCAGUAGUGGCAUUAACGCUUAUAAUUGUUGCUUGUAUUGUCAUGUACUAUAGCUUUAAAUCUAAAAGCUAAAGACGAAAGUAGAACGAACGUUUCGUUUGGGAGAUAUUGGUUCAGAAGCCAUAUUUAAUAUUCACUCAAUUUCAGGUAUUAUGAUUAUUGAAUACAAUGUUUGUUAGGGGAUUAUUAAAUUACACACGAAGGAAUGUUAUAUAUCAUCCUUUCAUUGAUCUUUUCACUCAUUUGGAGCAUUUAGUAUCAUUAUAAUUUAAGCCUUCUAUGCUCACUAGUGUUAAUCACAGUU
Molecule: messenger RNA, 1178 nt
Organism: Bombus pyrosoma
Lineage: Eukaryota; Metazoa; Arthropoda; Insecta; Hymenoptera; Apidae
Gene: Vti1a
Product: vesicle transport through interaction with t-SNAREs homolog 1A-like
Exons: 5
Coding region: 215-946 (243 amino acids)
Biological process (GO): intracellular protein transport; vesicle fusion with Golgi apparatus; retrograde transport, endosome to Golgi
Cellular component (GO): Golgi apparatus; ER to Golgi transport vesicle membrane; late endosome membrane
Molecular function (GO): SNAP receptor activity; SNARE binding
Source: RefSeq, a predicted model, not a curated record